Pygocentrus nattereri (red-bellied piranha) is the source of this 6806-nucleotide messenger RNA. It is a transcript of the gene cntn1a, whose product is annotated as contactin 1a. Gene Ontology annotation, biological process: cell-cell adhesion; brain development. Gene Ontology annotation, molecular function: cell-cell adhesion mediator activity. Lineage: Eukaryota; Metazoa; Chordata; Actinopteri; Characiformes; Serrasalmidae. The record is from RefSeq and is a predicted model, not a curated record. The transcript is spliced from 25 exons. Bases 235 to 3339 code for a protein of 1034 amino acids.
UCACUCUUGUGAAGUCACACCUUUGAGCUGCUCUGAUUGGCUGUGCUGUGAGAGAGGGAGAGAGAGCUCACUUAUCCACGUCUGUUUAUGGAGGUUUUUGAAUGGUCCAGUUCUGUAGGAGAGCGGCUGGUUUUUCCCGUGUGUCCCAUGGCUGAGGUAAGCCUGCCACACCUGCUAAUGUCACUGCAGCUUCCACUGUAAGCCAUUCUCCUGGAGCUCCUUCACCCCACAACCAUGCGUCACCUCACUUCGCUCCUGCUAGCUGUAUCCCUCACACUCUCCUCCAGCCCUGCAGUUGUGUGUGGUGAUCCUUCUGGAAUUUUCGGUGAUGAUUCCAUGGGCUAUGGACCUGUGUUUGAGGAGCAGCCAGUCGACACCAUCUACCCCGAGGAGUCACCAGAGGACAAGAUAAUCAUGAGCUGCCGAGCACGAGCCAGCCCACCUGCCACAUACAAGUGGAGGCUGAAUAGCUGGGAGAUUGAGGUCCAGGAUGGUAGUGAUGACCACUACACUGUGGUGGGGGGCAACCUGGCCAUCAGUAACCCUGACAAGAGCAAGCAUGCUGGGAAUUACUCCUGCCUAGCAACCAAUGAGUUCGGCACAGUCAUCAGCCGGGAGGCAUCCGUCCAGUUUGGAUAUCUGGACAUGUUCUCCACAGAGGAACGAGAGGCUGUGUAUGUGAAAGAGGGUCAGGGGGUGGUACUGUUAUGUGCCCCUCCUCCACAUUUUCCAAAUGAUCUUUCCUUUCGCUGGAUGCUGAACGAGUUUCCCAUCUUCAUCCGUCUGGACAAGCGCCGCUUUGUCUCACAGACCACAGGGAAUCUGUACAUCUCUAAAGUAGAGGCCUCCGACAGUGGGAAUUACUCCUGCUUCGUCUCAAGCCCUUCUAUCGCAAAGAGUGUCUUCAGCAAGUUCAUUCCUCUGGUCCCUCUGGCUGAGCGUCCCAUUCGGAAGUACCCAGCCGAUAUCAAAGUGAAGUUCCCAGACACAUAUGCGCUGGUUGACCAGAACAUCACCCUGGAGUGUUUUGCAUUGGGGAAUCCCAUCCCACAGAUCAGAUGGAAGAAAGUGGAUGGAGCGCUGCCAGCCCACCAUGAGAUCAGUACGGUGGGAGGACUGCUUCAUCUCUUUAAUGUGCAGUUUGAGGACGAGGGCAUUUAUGAGUGUGAGGCGCUCAACUCCAAAGGCAAAGACUGGCACAAGGCACAUCUCUAUGUGGAAGCUCCUCCAGAGUGGGUAGAGCACAUCAGUAGCAGUGAGAAGGGCAUUGGCAGUGACUACACAAUGUCCUGCCUAGCCAGCGGAAAACCCAAACCUCAAAUACACUUCCUGAAGAAUGGUCAAAUGUAUGGCAAGCAUGAGCUACGCUUCACAGAUAUGACGUUUGACGACUCUGGGAUGUACCAGUGCAUCGCUGAGAACCGUCAUGGAGUGAUCUAUGCUAACGCUGAACUGCAAGUGUUUGCGAGCCCUCCCUCAUUUGAGUUGAACCCAUUGAAGCAGAGGGUCCUGGGGGCGAAGAAUGGCCAUGUGGUGAUCGAAUGUAAACCCAGAGCAGCACCCAGACCCACGUUCUCUUGGAGCAAAGGCACUGAGCUGCUUUCCAACUCCAGCAGGAUAUUUAUUUGGGAGGACGGAAGUCUGGAGAUCCGUAACGUUACCAAGUCAGAUGAGGGUAAAUACACUUGCUUUGCUGAGAACGACAGAGGGAAGGCCAACAGCACUGGAUCCCUCUUGGUGACAGAUGCCACUAAGAUCACACUUGCUCCCUCGAACGCUGAUGUGAGUGUGGGUGAAAAUACCAAGAUGCAGUGUGUCGCGUCACAUGACUCAAGUCUUGACCUCACCUUCAUCUGGACUCUCAAUGACCAUGUGCUCGACUUCGACAAGGAGGAAGAAUAUUACCAAUAUGUCAUGGAUGGCCAGGCAGGCAUAUCGAGCUGUGAGCUGCUAAUUAAGAACACUCAGAUGAAGCAUGCAGGCCGCUACACCUGCAUGGCCCAGACACCUGUGGACAACGUCACCUCCUCCGCUGACCUGGUGGUGAGAGGAGUCUCUUUAUGUAACCCUUUGAUUUGCGGGCCUCCUGGACCUCCUGGAGGGGUUCGUGUGGAGGAGAUUGGGCCAAAGUCUGUGAGGCUGCUCUGGAGUCAAGGUUCGGAUAACCUUAGCCCCAUCUCCAAAUACACCAUCCAGUACAGAGAAACCAGAACAGAGGAGGCCUGGAAAGAUGCAGUUACUUCACCUCCAAAUGUAGAAGGCAAUGCAGAAACAGCCACAGUGAUUGAUCUGAUUCCCUGGACUGAAUAUGAGUUUCGAGUCAUUGCUACAAACACUCUGGGUACAGGAGAGCCUAGUGACCCAUCUCCCAAAACCAGAACGCAGGACGCAGUUCCUGUGGUGGCACCCUCAGAUGUAGGCGGAGGUGGUGGAACAAGUAGAGAGCUCACCAUCACAUGGACGCCUGUGCAACCCCAGUACUACUAUGGCAGUAACUUUGGUUACAUCAUCGCUUUCAAGCCUGAGGAUGGCUUUCAGUGGCGUAAAGUGACCGUUGCAGACCCUGAGGCCAGACGUUACGUCCACAAAGACCCCUCCAUUCCUCCUGCCACAAAGUUUGAUGUGAAAGUGAAGGCUUUUAACAGCAAAGGAGAGGGACCUUACAGCCUCACUGCUGCCAUAUACUCUGCUCAGGAUGUGCCCUCAGAAGCCCCCACCAUUGUAGAGGCCAGAACUCUCUCAGCAACAGAAGCCAUCAUAUGGUGGCAGCCAGUCUUACAGCAGACAGUAGAGGGCUAUCAGGUGAGAUACUGGAGGAAGUCGAUGGAGAAUGAGGCAACAGCACAGCGCAUCUCCAACAGAGAGAACCAGACGCGCCUUGACAACAUGAAGCCUGACUCACAUUACGUCAUUGAAGUGCGUGCAUUCAAUGGUGCAGGAUAUGGACCGCCCAGCCAACGAUAUGAGAUCCACACAAAGAAAGCUCCUCCAAGUCGGCCUCCAAAAAUAAUCAACACAAAGAUGAAUCCCAGCAGAACAUCAGUCAACAUUGCCUGGGAGCAAGUGGAGCCUUUAGUCAAUGAGUCUACAGUGCAGUGUUACAAGGUUCUCUACAGGCAGGAGGGCAAAAGCACUGGGGUUCUCUACACCACAGACAAGCAGUAUAUAGACCUGCCCAUGCGCAAGGAUGGAGAUUAUCUGGUGGAGGUGAGAGCACACAGUGAGGGUGGAGAUGGAGCUGUGGCACAAGUGCGCAUCUCAGGUGGGGGUGUCUUGGUGGCCCAGUCUCUCAGCAUCUGUGUCCUGCUCCUGGUUGCAGUGCUCAGCCUGGCAAUCUGAAUGUAGCGCCAUCCCUCUUCUGCCUUCACUCCUUCAGUGAAGAGGACUCUCACAGGAUGACGCCUUACAGAACUCUUAUUCCACAAACGCCGAAGCUCAACAAUGAAUAUUCCCAACUCGGAAUAAGCUUUGUGGGAAAUAAAGACACUAUAGAAAUCCGUAAAGUACAAGGACAUGGAGGAUACUCCACUUACAGAAUCGAGAUUACACACAUGGAAAAGCAUCAAAGGAGUUCUCUCUUGUUCAAUAUGCCUUACAAUUUCUCUCACCCUGAUCUUUUACUCUUGGGCUGCUUGCAGUAAAAAGCGAUCUCCUCAUUUCACAAUUUAAACAAAAAUUCCAAUGUCAUUUCAAUUUCAAUCUCGAUCUGAGUCAAUCGUCAAGGCUACUGUUUUGAUUAAGUCAUAACAUUCUUUGAGCAGCUUGCUCUUUUCUGCAAGUGACUUGUGAUGAAAGAUUAGUGUAAGAGGGUCUGAUAAUUGUUUUAUAUGUAGUUUGCAAAUCAGUGGCACUCCCUUUAUCAUUUCAAAACUAAAGCACAUCCCUCCCUUAAUGGAUACAGUCAAAGCAAACUCCUAUCCUACUACUUGGACUCAAUGCUCUAAUUAAGGAUGCAUAACAGACGAUAUAGCAAUUUAUUUCAAGCUAGUAUAUGUAUAUGCAAUAAUUUAUAAGCUAUCGAUCUCUUAAUAUAUUUCAAUAUAUUAUUUCUUUGCUCAUAUUAACAUAUCUCUAAUAGAAAGAUUAUUUUACAUAAAGAGAUUUCAAAGCCCUUACACAAGAGUAAAUGAACAGCUGGAAUUGAGAUGUGUGCAUGUCGCCUCUGAGAUCUAAGCAAGGAUAGUCAGGUGUCAAAUAAAAUUGUAAAUUAAUCAUCAUUGCUGAAAUUCUGUACUGAGGAGUAAUAUUGUGUUUGUAUGUGUAAUAUAUGUGUGGAAAACAUAUCUAACCCAUGGUUUUAAACACAAACAGGGCUCAUGCACACAUACAUAUAUUAUGGAAAUGUAUAUGUAUAUGUGUAAGUGUGUCUGUGUGUGUAGACUAUGGCAAUAUCCACUGUGGUACGCCUGGGGCCGUGUUCUCAAAGAUUCUCGGGGUAGGAGUGAUGUUUUGGUCAAACUGAUGCUUGACUGUCACUCUUAGCUUGGGGAACUCUGUGAAUGCAGGCCUGGGUGAUGCUACUGCAGCGCUUUACAGUUUCAACCAAUGUCGUUAGUGCUCAUUGUCUAACCAUGAACCAAACUGAGGCUGAAAACGGCUCUGCGGCUUUGUUUUGACUGUAUCAUUAGAAGCUCUGUAUGAGUUACAGGUGCUUUGUAAAGAAUGUUGACAUUUUGUUUUUGGACCCAUUUCUUUACCUCCAUUGCUUUUAAUCGUGUCAUGUUCUGAGUACCAGUUGUAUGGACGCAGUAGCAGUGCAGUGUCUGAUGCUACAAAAGCUGACUGCUUCAAGCUUUUAUCAUGACCACAUCAGUGAGGCGCAAAAACGGAGGAAAAACAAGCAUUCCAUUCCUAAAGGGAAAAAGUUUCACUGAUCAUUUACUGUUUUUUUUUAUGGUGUCCUUUAUGCUUAAGGAUUUUAUUUAUGAUGGGCUGUUUGUUGAAGUGUGGAGAAUGAGUAGAUGAGCCAUGAAUGGACUAGAGCGUUUAGUCAUCGAGUAUGAUUUUGUUUGAGCUGAAUUUGUUGCUAAAUACAGCUGUGAGAUACAGCUAUGAGAUUUGUGAACCCUUUGAAAUGAUCUGGAUUUCUAUGUGAAAGACGCAAGCGUCAAACUGGUCCUGGAGGGACGGAGUCCAGGACAGUUUGGUGAUUUCUCUGCUGAAACACACCUGGUUUAUUGUCUUUACUUAAUUAUCCAGCUUUGGUGGCAUGUUAGAGAAAUGACUAAACAGUGCUCAAUAGACACUAGACCUCCUUAAAAUAAUACAUAGAAAAAAGACACAACAAACACAUUUUAUAAUUCCAUAUUUUUUCCAAUGAUUUAAACAGUUAUGGUCAUUAAUAGAGAAGAAGUCAGGAUCUCAGGCAACGAAGUAGUCUAACAUCAUUAUACUGUCUCCACCAUGUCACAUGGUGAAUGAAGCUUUUAUAUUUGUAUUGUUCUGUUUUUCCAAACACAAUGUUGUGUACAUUUGCUAUAAAGUUCUUUCCCUCCAUCUGGCCAUAGAACAUUGUUCCAGUAAUGCUGUGGAACCUUCAGGCAGUUAUUAGAAAACUGGAAACGGGGAGCAGUGCUGUUUUCGGAGAGCAGUGGUUUCCUCCUUGUUCACCUUACACAAAGACCAGUACUGUUCAAAAGCAGUGCAGUGUCUGAUGUUCAUGUUUUUUUUCUUAUGGUUGACUCAUGAACAUUUUAUCCAGAUCAGGAGAUGCCUGCAGAUCCUGGAGUGUAAUCCCUGGGUUCUUUUUCACUUGUGGAAGAUUCUAUGGCAAACCCUUUCACUGAUCUUUGUAGGACACCCACUCCUAGAGAGAGUAGCAUGGGGCCUGAAUUUCCAGCCUCAUGAGCCAUGAGAGCUUUUCUUCAGGUUUUCUUUGAAAUCUUUUGAGUGUGCCGUUGCUCCAGAUUCCGGUAUGUAGACCAGGUGCUCUUUUAUGUGGCAAUGCAGGUCAAAUCCAAACUAAACUGAAUGGAACAUCUGAUUCCAAUAACCCCUUUUUCCAAAUCUUAAUUGACUCAAUUUAUUAAGAUCAGACCACAAUUCCAGAACAUUCCAACUUGAAAAGGUUCAUUUUUCUCACAACUGUUUACUGACACGCCCAGAAUACUUAUCUUUUAUUUGUUAUUAAUAUAUGUUAAUAUUUGUCACUUAUUUGACAAUAUUCUAGUUUAUUCAAUUAAAAUGCUGCGUUUUGAUAUUUCCAGUCAUGUUUCAGGAGAACUCCCAUCUGAAGAUCAAAAUGACUUCUAAAACGUACAUAAGAAUAUAGGUUCAGGUAUUUUUUUUUCUCUUGAGUCUGAGGCCAUUUAUUACUAUUUGUGUAUGAAACAGCAUAUAACAUUUUGAUCUUUCAGAUGAACUGUCUCCUUAAAUAUGUAUGAAUUUUAGCCAUUGCUUCAACAUUUUGUGAGUAAUAUUCAAUGACCACCACAAAGUGCUUUCUCUUUCCCAGUCAGGCAACAGAAUCAUCAUUGUGAUCAAAAAAAAAAUAAUAUUAAUAAUUGCCAAAUGCAUGAAUGCCUUUAACUUUUGCAAUCUACAUUUGGAGGUGAAAUGGUACGCCCUGAAAUGCAUGAUCUGGAAAUGAAUGGUUCGUUCCAGUUGCAUUAAAACACCAUAGCUACUCAUUUGCGAUCAAGGUGACUCAUGUAACUCAGCUUCUUCUGAUCUGCCUCUGUCAGCCAAUAAAAUGUCUGUUCAGCCUGAAUGGCGAGCUCUCUUUGUCAGAGACGAUGUAGAUAAAGUCUAACCCAUGAGUCAUUCAAGCCAUUCUUCUCAAUUAAAGUUUAUAGAGACAAAACCAA